CCUUUCCUACAAUCUGCUGGGCGAGGCGGCGCCGGCGAUCCCAGCAGCGCUGGGUGUUCAGGGGCCAAGAUGGCGGCGCGCCGGGGACGGAGAGAUGGAGUCGCGCCGCCUCCGGGUGGGGGCCCCGGCCCAGACCCCGGUGGUGGAGUCCGCGGCAGCGGUUGGGGGAGUCGAAGCCAAGUGCCGUAUGGGACCUUGGGCGCUGUGAGCGGCGGAGAGCAGGUGCUGCUGCAUGAAGAGGGGAGUGAUUCUGGCUUUGUCAGUCUGUCUCGGCUAGGCCCAUCUCUGAGGGACAAGGACCUGGAAAUGGAGGAGCUGAUGCUGCAGGAUGAGACACUGCUGGGGACCAUGCAGAGCUACAUGGAUGCCUCCCUCAUCUCCCUCAUUGAGGAUUUUGGGAGUCUUGGAGAAACCAGGUUAUCUCUGGAGGAACAGAAUGAAGUGUCACUGCUUACAGCUUUGACGGAGAUCUUGGACAAUGCAGAUUCUGAGAACCUGUCUCCAUUUGACAGCAUUCCUGACUCAGAGCUGCUUGUAUCACCUCGGGAAGGCUCUUCUCUGCACAAGCUACUCACACUUUCUCGGACACCUCCAGAACGUGAUCUCAUCACCCCAGUUGACUCACUGGGGCCCAACACAGGCAACAGUAGAGUGAGUGGGGUUGAAAUGUCUCUCACAGACCCCCCUUGGGACUUUUCCUCACCCUCUUUUCUGGAGACCUCUUCCCCCAAGCUUCCUAGUUGGAGACCCUCAAGAUCAAGACCACGUUGGGGACAAUCCCCUCCUCCCCAGCAGCGUAGUGAUGGAGAAGAAGAGGAGGAUGUGGCCCCCUUCAGUGGCCAGAUUCUUGCUGGGGAGCUUGACAACUCUGUGAGCAGUAUCUCAGACUUCCCCAUGCAUCUGGCCUGCCCUGAGGAAGAAGAUAAACCAAUAGCAGCAGAGAUGGUAGUGCCAGCAACUGGUGAUGAGAGCAUCUCCUCCCUGAGUGAAUUGGUGCGUGCCAUGCACCCAUAUUGCCUGCCCAACCUUACCCACCUGACAUCACUUGAGGAUGAGCUUCAGGAGCAGCCAGAUGAUUUGACACUGCCUGAGGGUUGUGUGGUGCUAGAAAUAGUGGGGCAGGCAGCCACAGCUGGUGAUGAUCUGGAGAUCCCAGUUGUGGUACGACAGAUGCCUCCUGGACCCCAGUCUGUGCUUCUGGAUGACUCACUAGAGACUAGUUCUGCCUUACAGCUUCUCAUGCCAGCGCUGGAGUCAGAGACAGACCCUGCCUUGCCCAAGGUAACCCUCUGCCCUGAAAAAGAGGGAUCUUUACUGGACUCAGAGGAAAAACUGGACUCAGCCUGUUUGUUGGAGUCCAGGGAGGUCAUAGAGCCAGUGGUGCCCAAGGGGCCUCAGAACUCACCUGCCAAUGGAGGGAUGGGUUCCCAGAGAGCUCGAAAGGGCAGGAGGAAGAAGAACAAGGAGCAGCCAGCAGCCUCUCUGGAAAGCUAUACCAGGAGGUUGAGGUCAUCCUCUCGUGGACAGUCUACUGUGGCUACAGAAGCAAUUUCUCAGGCAGGCAACUUGCAGAAACAGCCUCAGGAACAACUUCAGAGAGAAAUUGGGCCUUUACAGGGUAGGGGGAAGCCCCGGGCUUGGGCUCGGGCCUGGGCAGCUGCCUUGGAGAAGCCUGGCUCUGAGAACUUGGAGAGAAGUGGUGGACAAGGUAGUCCUAAAGAAAGUCCUCUAGAUCUAUACCCUAAGCUGGUGGACACUGUCCAAGCCAAUCAUGUCCCAGCCUGUCUCUCAUUGGUUGACUCUGCCCAAGUGGGCUCUAUGCCAGUUGACUGUGUUGCAGCUGAUCCCACUGCAGUUGACUCUGUUUUACCUAACCCUGCACCUGUUGACCCUGUGUUGGUUGACCUUGCUUCCGUCAGCUCAGAGCUAAUUGACCCUCUCCCAGCUGAACCAGUGCUGAUUGACCCAGUCCUGGUUGACUCAGCAACAAUUGACCCUGCAGUGGAUGUUUCCAUUUCAGAUAACUUGCCACCAGUUGAUGCUGCCCCAUCUGAUCCAGCACCACUUGACCCUGUUCCCAAUGACCUGGCCCCAGUUGACCCUGUGUUAAUUAAAUCCAGACCAACUGAUCCCAGACGAGGUGCAGUGUCAUCAGCCCAAGGCAGUGCAGCCCCACAGCUCCUCUUAGAUUCAGAGUCCUUGGACUCUCCAAAGGGCAUCAUCCCUGAAGUCAAGGAGGUUGUGAGUCCUCUGAAGGUAGAAAGUAGUGCUAAUGUCACAGCCCAGGAAGCCAGACCUCGGCCUCUUAGCCUAUCUGAGUACCGGCGACGAAGGCAGCAACGCCAAGCAGAGGCAGAAGAGAGGAGUCCCCAGCCUCCAGCUGGGAGGUGGCCAAGCCUUCCAGAGACCCCCACAGGGCUGGCAGACAUCCCUUGUCUUGUCCUCCCACCAGCCCCAGCCAAGAAGACAGCUCUGCAGAGAAGCCCUGAAGCUCCCCUUGAGGCAUCCUUUGGACCCAUGGGUCCCAGUCCUGCUUCUCCUAGUCCUGAACCACCUGCAGACAAAUCUAUGGCUUCAAUUCCCACUGAGCAGGUGCCAUCCCAAGAAAUGCUGCAGCUGGCAAGACCUUCCCCUCCUAUACAGUCCAUGUCCCCUGUUGCACCCAUGCCUGCUGCUCUGCCUUUUCCUCCAGGUGGGCUGGGUAUUCCCCCUAGUCUGCCUCCACCUCCCUUGCAGCCUCCUACUCUCCCAGUGUCUAUGGGGCCAGUGCUCCCUGAUCCCUAUACUCACUAUGUCCCUGUGCCACCCUGGCCUUGUUAUCCCCCUGUGUCACCUUCUGGCUAUCCUUGUCUGCCCCCGCCACCACCAGUGCCGAUAGUGUCUGGUACUCCUGGUGCCUAUGCUGUGCCCUCUACUUGCAGUGUGCGUUGGGUACCACCUCCUGCUCCAGUCUUACCUUAUAGUUCCAGCUGUACCUUUGGGCCUUUGGGAUGGGGCCCAGGGCCACAACAUCCUCCGUUCUGGUCUGCUGUUCCUCCACCUCCUUUGCCUCCAACCUCUGUUGGGAGAGCUGUUCCUCCAUCUAAGAAGGAGACCACUGGCAUUCUAGCUGGCCCUCCUGAAAACGAACUUCCUGUGCCAAUGGCUCCACCUCUCAGUCUUGGGCCAGCUGGCCACGGAGCUUCACAAGUAGAGCCUACCAAGGUGGAGGUCAAGCCAAUGCCUACGUCUCCCCAUGUGAAACAUAAGGUAUCCUCCCCAGUACAAAGCCCCCAGAUGAAGACUCUGUCCUCUCUGGCUGCUGAAAGUGUGGCUGUUGAGGAACAUGCAUCAGAGAGGCCAAAGCCUGAGGCCCAGGAGAACAGGCCCCGGGAGAAGCCUCCCUCUCCUGCUACCAAGGCUGUUCCCACACCAAGGCAGAGUACUGUCCCCAAGCUGCCAGCUGUCCACCCAGCCCGUCUAAGGAAACUGUCCUUCCUGCCUACCCCACAUUCCCAUGGUCCUGAAGAUGUGGUACAGGCUUUCAUCAGUGAGAUUGGAAUUGAGGCAUCAGACCUGUCCAGUCUGCUGGAGCAGUUUGAAAAAUCAGAAGCCAAAAAGGAGUGUCCUCCCCUGGCUCCUGCUGACAGCUUGGCUGUAGGAAACUCAGGCAGCGUUGACACUCCCCAGGAGAAGAGGCCCCUAGACCGGUUACAAGCCCCAGAACUGGCCAACAUAGCAGGGCUCACCCCUCCUGCUACCCCUCCCCACCAGUUAUGGAAGCCCCUGGCUGCUGUCUCACUGCUGGCCAAAGCCAAAUCUCCUAAGUCUACUGCCCAGGAGGGAACCCUGAAGCCUGAAGGAGUUACAGAGGCCAAACAUCCAGCUGCAGUUCGCCUCCAAGAAGGGGUCCAUGGCCCUAGUCCAGUCCAUGUGGGCUCUGGGGACCAUGACUAUUGUGUCCGAAGCAGGACCCCCCCAAAAAAGAUGCCUGCCCUAGUCAUUCCAGAGGUGGGCUCCCGAUGGAACGUCAAACGCCAUCAGGACAUCACCAUCAAACCAGUCUUAUCCCUGGGCCCAGCUGUCCCCUUGCCCCCAUGCAUACCUGCCUCCCAGGAACCACUUGAUCACAGGACUAGCAAUGAACAGGCAGAUCCCUCAGCACCUUGCCUUGCCCCAUCUGCUUUGCUGUCCCCUGAGGCCUCGCCCUGCCGGAAUGACAUGAACACUAGGACUCCCCUUGACCCUUCAGCCAAACAGCGAUCAGUGCGCUGUUACCGAAAAGCCUGCAGGUCAGCUAGCCCCCCAAGCCGGGGUUGGCAGGGCCGCCGCGGCCACAGCAGCCGUUCUGUCAGCUCUGGGUCCAGCCGGACCAGCGAAGCAUCUUCCUCUUCAUCCUCAUCGUCGUCUUCCUCAUCCCGAUCCCGGUCCAGGUCCCUCUCCCCCCCACACAAGAGGUGGCGAAGGUCCAGCUGCAGUUCCUCCGGACGUUCUCGAAGAUGCUCUUCCUCUUCUUCAUCCUCAUCGUCGUCUUCAUCUUCCUCAUCCUCACCAUCCAGUUCCCGAAGCCGUUCUCGCUCCCCAUCACCCCGCAGGAGAAGUGACAGGAGGCGGAGGUACAGUUCUUACCGUUCACAUGACCAUUACCAAAGGCAGAGAGUACUACAGAAGGAGCGUGCAAUAGAAGAGAGAAGGGUAGUCUUUAUUGGGAAGAUACCUGGGCGCAUGACUCGUUCAGAGCUGAAACAGAGGUUCUCAGUUUUUGGAGAAAUUGAGGAAUGCACCAUCCACUUCCGUGUCCAGGGUGACAACUACGGCUUCGUCACUUACCGAUAUGCUGAGGAGGCAUUUGCAGCUAUUGAGAGCGGCCACAAACUGCGGCAAGCAGAUGAGCAGCCCUUUGAUCUUUGCUUUGGGGGCCGCAGGCAGUUCUGCAAGAGAAGUUAUUCUGAUCUUGAUUCCAACCGGGAAGACUUUGACCCUGCACCUGUAAAGAGCAAAUUUGAUUCUCUUGAUUUUGACACAUUGUUGAAACAGGCCCAGAAGAACCUCCGGAGGUAACCUUGGGCCCUCCCCCCACCCCUUUUUUCUUUGGAGGUGCCUAACCUCCUCCACCCCACUCCCCCACUGUAGGGGAGAGAGCUGCUAGUGAGGAUAUGACUGUUUUAUAAAGAAAUGGAAAAAAGUGAAAUAAAAAAUGUUAAAUCAGAUUUUUUUAAAGGGGUAUUUGUUUUUUAUAACAGGUAUUGAAACAAGUUAACUUGCAUUCCUAUGUGAGAUGGGUGGAGCUGAGGAGUUCACCCAAUGUUUGAAACAUCUAAGUCACUAUGCAGACUAAUAAACAUAAACUCCAGAGAACU
Molecule: messenger RNA, 5339 nt
Organism: Otolemur garnettii (small-eared galago)
Lineage: Eukaryota; Metazoa; Chordata; Mammalia; Primates; Galagidae
Gene: PPRC1
Product: peroxisome proliferator-activated receptor gamma, coactivator-related 1
Exons: 14
Coding region: 70-5040 (1656 amino acids)
Biological process (GO): positive regulation of transcription by RNA polymerase II
Cellular component (GO): nucleus
Molecular function (GO): transcription factor binding; RNA binding
Source: RefSeq, a predicted model, not a curated record